UCUCGUGGCCGUGCUCUCUCUCCCAAAUGUCCGGUGAAAAAACCACCUUCGUGUUCGAAUUCCUCCGCCCAUCCUUUUCCCAUUCCCACAACAUUUAUUAACCCAAAACAACAGAGCGACACAAGCGAAGUAAUGGAGAUCCUAUGCUUCCCAACCGCUCGAUUCUCUCCCCGCCACCCAAUCAAGCCCCCAACGCUCUGCAGCCCCGCCACCGUCCUCUCCAUCCGUUGCGCACAAGUAGCAACAGCUCCCAUGGGGGAGAAAACACAGUACAAAGACGGAUUUUUUGAGAAGGCUUUCAUGGGCCUCUUUUCUCGGAAGAUGCAGAAGUACGCUUCUGGAGGAAUAAAAACCAAUCGACAGCUUUGGGAGUGGGACUACGACAGCUUCGUGGACGUCUCCAAAAGAGUUAUGAUGGGGCGGUCGCGCCAGCAACAACAGGAGGUGGUCAGAGAAGUUCUCCUCUCCAUGCUGCCUCCCGGAGCUCCAGCUCAGUUUCGGAAGCUGUUUCCUCCUACAAAAUGGGCUGCUGAGUUUAAUGCGGCGUUAACGGUGCCCUUCUUCCACUGGUUAGUUGGCCCAUCAGAGGUUAUUGAAGUGGAGGUAGAUGGCAUGAAGCAAAGAAGUGGUGUGCAUAUAAAGAAGUGCAGAUAUUUAGAGAACAGUGGAUGUGUGGGAAUGUGUGUGAACAUGUGCAAGAUUCCAACACAAGAUUUCUUUACAAAUGAAUUUGGGCUUCCACUGACAAUGAAUCCAAAUUUUGAAGAUAUGAGUUGUGAUAUGCUGUAUGGUCAAACACCUCCGCCAUUUGAGGAAGAUCCUGUGUCAAAGCAGCCUUGUUUUGCCAGCAUCUGUAUGCCAAAUUACAAAUACUUAUUAGGUUCUUUGGCUAAUCCCAGCACCCCAGUUUGCCAUAAAUUAUACAAUUGAAGUACAUUGAGCUCUUAAAACACCCAAGAUAUGGUGAAGGGAAAAGCAAAAGAAAAAAUCAUCAUUGAAUUACAUUUCAUAAUUAGUUUAAUUUGAGAAGACCCAGAAUUAGCUCACCCUGAGUUCAGAUCGGCUCAAAUAAUCCGAUUAUUUGUGCUGAGCUAAAUCUGGGUUUAUAGGCUAGCUCGAUCCGAGUCAAAUGCCAGUUUGAUUUUGAUCAAUUUUCACUUCUCUAAUACAUAAUCUUGAUGCAACAUUGGUCCAUGUAAAUGUAUAUUCUUUAUGUAUUUAUGAAGAGAAUUUGUGUACUGUUCACACGCUGA
Messenger RNA from Dendrobium catenatum, 1253 nucleotides. Its product is annotated as beta-carotene isomerase D27, chloroplastic-like. The transcript has 6 exons. The record is from RefSeq and is a predicted model, not a curated record. Bases 133 to 930 code for a protein of 265 amino acids. NCBI's taxonomy places the organism in Eukaryota, Viridiplantae, Streptophyta, Magnoliopsida, Asparagales, Orchidaceae. Gene Ontology annotation, molecular function: iron ion binding.